AAAUCAUAUUAAAUGUUUUAUACUAUUCUCUUGUAAAAGGGACCCUCUGAGUCUUGUGUUUAAAAAAUCUUUUACAGACUCAAUAGUUUGAAUUGAUUAAUACUAAUUUAAUCUUACACAUUUUCCAGAAAUAAUGUAACAAUACUAAUAACCUAUAUUCGUUGGCAGGGCGACUAGUAGGCUUCAUCCUUUUAGGGACAAAGCAACAUAAGGCCUAUAUAUUUCUUACUAAUGAAGAUUCAUUGUAUGCAUGCGUUCAGUUAUCGAUACAUUAGGUAGACCUAGAAUUGGAUGCCCCUCAUAUGAUAUAAGCCUAAUUGUAUAGAAAUGCCUGAGCCGAUUUUAACACCCAGUCCGCCCCUGAAUUGAAGUAUAGUGAUUAGAUCUAGAUCUAGACUAGUCUUAGUGUGAGUCUUAGUCUAGAGUCCAGUCUAGAUCUAGAUCUAAGUUUUUAAAAAGAUAUUUAAUAAAUGAAUGCAUUUUUUUUUUCUAGAUUUAGAUCUAGAUCUCUAGACCUAUAUGCCUAUAUGGUAUCUAUAGUAUCAUAAUUAUGAUAUAGGUAAUCUAAUCAUUAAUCAUCCUUUUAGUCUGUUGAACUGUUGGGGCACCACACAAGAUCUGUCGACCAUCUUUCUACGGUCGUCUUUUGCCUUGAAUAUAAUCUCUUGCAAUGAUUGGCCCAUUCAUUCUUUAAUCUCUGCCUCUUAGUCUUCAUACUGUUUCCAGAAGGAAUGUCUUUGUUAGCUCUGAGGACCUUAUGAUAAGGCCAUAAAGUUUUAGUAUGCAGUUUUUGACAGUUGUCAGCAGGUCAUCCUGGGGCCCAGUUGCCGUUUUAAUCCUGUUUCUUAUAGCUAGGAUCCUCCUCUCUAGUUCUGCAGUUAGCGUCUAAGAUUUGCAAGCAUACAAGAAUGUGGCCAUGUGCUUUACAACUAAGCCACCAUGCUCCCUCCCCAAUUCCCAUUUAUAUCCUCUCAGAAACAUUUCACUCAGGCACACGGUAUUGAGGCUGGAAAGUAUUUUCCAGCUUGCAAGAUACUGUGUAUUUAUUAAAAUGAGCAGACUAGAGAAAAACAUUUCUCAGCCAGUCAAAUGGGAUGCAGUUGUGUUGACAUGCACCAACAAGAAGUGGACAAGAACUUUACAACAAGAGUUGGAGUUUGCAUAUGCUAAAGGUUAUUUUGGUAAAGAUGUUAUCCAUCUAGUAGUGGAGGAUCCAAAAUCUCACGUGGGCAGUGGAGGAGCAACACUGAAUGCAUUGGUCACUGUUGUGGAAUACAUGAGUGCCAAAAGAGGUUUUACGGCGAUCAAUGCUGAUGUUCUUCAAGGAGCAAGAAUAUUGAUUUUACACACAGGUCGGCGCUAUACUUAUGAAGCUUGUAGUCGUCCAUUUGUUACCCUUCCAGCUGUGCGAGAAAAUACAGACUAUGAUGGUCUUGUUUAUAAUUUUGAUUUAAUCUACUCAAUCAUUUCACUCAAGCUAGGUGUGUUCUCUGGGCCAGGAGUGUGGGUAUGCAGUACUGACAUGGUGUUAUCAGUUCCUAACUUCCCAGAUCUUGAAAGAGCAUUUGAAGAUUGUGAUGUCUGUGCAGUCACAAUCCCUAUGGCUCCUAAAUUACUUAAAGAUCAUGGUGUUUACAAACUUGACCCUAAGGGUUAUAUUACCGACAUCUUGUACCAGCCAGACACAACAAUGCUAGAUCAAUGCCUUAGACAUGACAAUACAGUACCUGCUGUUGUUGGUAUUGUUUAUCUGUCAGAACGAGUUUCAGAAACUCUCUUGUCAUUUUAUUCUAAGCCUCCACUUGAUGCAUGUACAUACAUGGGUGUGGACAGUGGCCAGCCAGAACUAAAGCUGUCAUUAUUUUUUGAUGUUCUUCUGGCCAUGACAUCAGAAGUGUCUGAAGAAGACUUUGUCAGGGGACAGCGAAGUGGUCCCUUUGGAAAACCUCUUCCUCAGGUGUCCAAGAACUCUCGAUUCAAUAUGGAGUAUGCCAGGCAGAUGCUGUGGAAUGAGCUUCAUGGAUUUCGUAUAAAAGCCUGUGUAAUAGAGAAUGGAAGCUUUAAUUACCUGACUCACACUGCAACAGAACACAAAAAAUUACUGCUCAACUUUCCAGAAACUAAUGGUUUAGGAUUCACUUGGACUUCAAGGGCUCAUUUGUAUAUGGAGCCAACAUGCUCUGUCAGUGACGAAAGUGUAGUCAUUAAUUCCAUUCUCUCUGGAGAUGUCACUGUUGGUGUCCGAACGUCCAUCUCACAUUCUGAACUGUGUGGCCAGAUUAAAGUUGGCAAAGACUCUUUAAUAUCAGGACUUAAUGUAGAUUGCCAAAAGACCAAACUUAAAGGAAUAGAUCUACCAGACAGUGUGGUAGUCCAGGGUUUCAAUGUUCAUAUCAAGUCUCUAGAGAUGUCAUAUUAUGUCUACACUGUACAUGGCAGAUUUGAUGAUAUAAAGGCUCCUUCAUGGAAAAGUAAAGGGACAUUCUGCAACCAGCCAUGGUUGCUCUUAUUAGACAGAACAGGAAUUAUUAGAGAGGAAUUGUGGGAUUCAGAUAUGGCAGAUGAUAAACAAACUAUUCUGACAGCCAAACUGUUUCCUGUGUUCCACAUGACAGAAUGUGUUGGUCUUAAAGAAGUCUUGUGGCUGAUUGGUACCUUACAUGAUGACAAGGAUAGGACUAUUUUAAAAAGGUGGAGAGCUUCCUGGAGACUAUCAUUAUCAGACAUUUUGGAUCAUGUAGAUUUGACAGCAGAAUUUGCCUGGAAGAGAAAACUAUUUUUUAAGAUUGGUGAACAGCACUUGAAGAGAACUCUUGAGACUCAAGGUCAUGAAGGUUUCUGUAACCUUCACAAUAGUGCCAGUGUUGAAGGUUACACAGAGUCUGUCUUACAGAUGCUAGAUAAAGUGGCUAGUGAAACAAAGUCACCUGGAAUAGCUGCCAGAACGUUGGCCAACAUCGCUGAUGUGCUAGGGGGGAUGGCCAAAGGUCAGGGUGGACUCCGAAGUGGCCCUGCAGGGAAUGUGGCCUGGAAAAAAGCCUUCACUUACCUUGAGGCUGAUGACUUUAGUCAUGGAGUCUCAGCUCUAGCUAAAGAACGAGAGAAAUGGAUGAGCCGGCCUGACUUAUUGAUUCGAGCUGCCAGGCACUAUGAAGGAGCUGCUCAAAUUCUCAUACGACAAGCCGUCAUGACAGCCAAACAGUUCUUCACUACCGGUGAAGGAACAUUACCUCGAAUGAACAAGUGGGUCCAGGCAGAUUGUCCAGCCCGUAUAGAUGUCUCAGGGGGUUGGUCAGACACACCUCCUAUAACCUAUGAACAUGGUGGCGCUGUGACGAUGGUAGGGCUUUUAAUCAAUGGGAAGAGGCCAAUUGGAGCAAAAGCAAGAAGAAUUCCAGAAUGUAUCAUACGUCUGACAGUGAUCAAUGAAAAUGCCAGCGACACAAAUGUGGAGUGUCACACAUUAGCUGACCUGGAGGACUAUUGCCAGCCCCACGCCCCAGGAUCACUGCUCAAGGCGGCCAUCAUCUGUGUUGACCUUGUUGACAUUCACUCCAGUGUUUCCCUGACCCAGCAACUGAAGGACAACUUUGGCUGUGGCUUUGAGGUUCAGUCCUGGUCUAAUUUACCCCAUGGAUCUGGAAUGGGCACAAGUUCAAUUCUUGCUGGGGCAGUUCUAGCUGCCAUACUGACAGCUGCAGGAAAGAGUUUUGAUACCACUGGUCUCAUUCAUGCAGUUUUAUACCUAGAGCAGUUGCUUACUACUGGUGGAGGCUGGCAAGAUCAGAUUGGUGGUCUAGUAGGUGGUAUUAGGCUGGGCCUGUCAGAGGCCAAACUUCCACUGAAGGUUGAUGUUGUGGACCUUCAAGUCAGCAAAGACUACAUCCAUAGGUUCAAUGACCAUCUAGUCCUCAUCUACACUGGGAAAACCAGACUGGCACGAAAUCUACUCCAGGAUGUUGUCAGAAACUGGUAUGCUAGGAAUCCACAUAUUGUGAACACUGAAGAUGCUUUAGUUAAACUUGCCCAAGAAUGUGCUAAUGGCUUUAUUGAUGGUGACCUGGAGUGUGUUGGCAAGUGUGUUGGUCGCUACUGGGAAAUGAAGAAAAGGAUGGCACCAGGCUGUGAGUCUAUGACCAUUGCAACCAUCAUGACUGUACUCAAACCUUAUAUGUAUGGUAUGUGCAGUGCAGGGGCUGGAGGUGGUGGUUUUAUUUAUGGUAUUAUGAAAGAACCUCGAUGCCAUGAAUUCAUCAAAGAAAUUCUGUACAGACAAGAGGGACUUGAAGCUGUUGUCUAUGAUGCCUGUGUUGAUGAGAGUGGACUAACCAUAAGUAUAGAGGAAUAGUGUACAUGCUUACAGCUCUGCAGCUGAUAUAAACUAGCAUGAGAAAAAAACAAUUUUUAGAGAGCAAUAUUGUUAUGGAGGAUCAGUUUGUUUGUUUUUUAAUUCUGAAAAAAAAAUUUAUUUCAAUAGUUGAUCACUUCUCACUUGGUUUAAUAUUUUUUUAAUCAGAGUUUCUAAAUCAUAACCUUUUUUUUUUAAAUCCAACAUGUUUGCAUUUUUUUUUAUAUCCUAGGUGUGAAGUAAAUUAUAACUGUUCAGAAUGUGUUAUAUAACGAAUUUUUUGGCUAGUAUAACUUUUCUUUUAUAACUACCUUGGAGUAUUCAUGUAAGUUAUUAUUUUUCAAUUUUAUUCUAUUGUAGUUUCUUAUUUAAUAGAACCUUCAGUAUUUUCUCUUGAUUCAUAUUUUUUUUACAUUUUCUUUUUAUAUUUCAAACAAGUCUUUGUUUUUUAAUUAUUUUUUUUUAUUUCAUAAAAAUUGAAGACAUUUAAUUAUAGAAUGAACAUGCACUACUGAAAUUUUGUUAAAAUUUAGUAAAUUACAAUGUUCAAACUUUUGUUUCUAAUCAGGAAUUAGCUAUUAAUCAUAAUCCUUUAAAGCUUUAAUAAAAUAUAAAUAUUUUUAUUAAGCUUUUAAUUUUAAUUUUAUUUUAUAAUAAUGCACUGUAGUCUUUGGUAUAUCAAAAAUGUUGGUAUAUCAAAAAUGUCUGUAAUAUUUAUGGCUUUUGCAUUUUUUUAAUAUUAUUAUUUUUAUCAAUGUUUUUCACAAACUAAACCUAUCAUUUGUAUUGUACACAUAAACAGUCUCCACUGGUGGAACUGUUCUCUCUCCACUGGUGGAACUGUUCUCUCUCCACUGGUGGAACUGUUCUCUCUCCACUGGUGGAACUGUACCUUCUCCACUAUCUUCCUAUCUUCUGCACUCCACUCAUUUAAUAUUUUCUUGUGUUGAUUCUGACCAUUGAUCCAUUUUCAUGUACGAAAUUGGUCAUUAACUACAGUGCCUGUUUUGAACUAUGAACCUCAUGACCUGUCAUCUAAGCAUGCCUUAUAAUGAAUAAUGUGUUUUGUUCCAGUAAUAAAUAGUAAAAAAAAUUUAAGAAGGUGGUAAAGAGUGCCAAAACCAAAAGUAUUGAAUGAUUCAAAUGUCUGUAAUUAGAUAUUUUACACCUUAUGUUGCUAAGCAAGAUCCUUCUACCACUAGUAUUUUAAUUGUACAGAAUGAGUCUGAAAUUUGGUCUGUGUGUUCAGUUUUAGCAGAUGAUUAUUAAAGCCUAAUUGUGACAAUGGACUUAAAGAAUAUGAUUCAUGACAAUAAAUGGCUUAAUUGCACUAAUUGUACAUGCUUUUUUUUUCCUAUCCCCAUAUUCCCAAGUUUGAAUUUAAACCAAGAAAGGAGCAUGUCAUAGAGUUUUAUGUUCAAAUGAAAGCAAAGUGAAAGUAUUAAUUAAAUAUAAAAAACUCAAAUGUUGAGUCCAUCACCACUAGCUGACUAUUAUUAUUUUAUAUUCUACACCAUUUUAAUGAUGAACAUGCUGCAUCAUGGGAAACUUGUUGCUGCGUCAAACAAUGGAAUCUUGUUAAAAUUUGUGGCAAAAGGUAAACAAGAAUUUAUCGUCUGCUCUGGCCAAAAAUUUUGUUACAGAUAAAACAGGUGAACUCUACAUCACUUGCAUACUAAAGAGUUUGGGUUUUUUUUUGGCUGAACAUAUGUAUGGGAUAUUAUGUGGGCAUAUUCAUUCAAAGAAAAGUUUGUUUGUUUGUUUUUUAUAUAAUUGGCAAUUCUCUUUGUAUACUGGUGUAUAAUUUUCAACAUUCUGAUAAAAGUACAAAAUGAUAUUUAUUAUGAAUUGGUAUAUUGUUGACACUCUUGAUAUUUAUAAAUUGUGGAUGUGAUAUGUUGUCAUUCUUAGAUGUAUGCCUUGGUAGUCUAUUGCUGUAUGCAUAUGAUAUCAAUGGUAUUAUCAAGACACAUACAUGUGUAAAUAAAUAUAUUGAGCUAUUCUUUAGUUUGGUUGAUCAUAUGUGUGCAGCAUUUAUUGUAUUACUUCAUUGAGCUCUGAAUAAAGCUUUUAAAUGCUAUUA
Biomphalaria glabrata is the source of this 6431-nucleotide messenger RNA. Its product is annotated as L-fucose kinase-like. Gene Ontology annotation, biological process: GDP-L-fucose salvage. Gene Ontology annotation, molecular function: fucokinase activity; ATP binding. The record is from RefSeq and is a predicted model, not a curated record. The transcript is spliced from 27 exons. NCBI's taxonomy places the organism in Eukaryota, Metazoa, Mollusca, Gastropoda, Planorbidae. The coding region runs from base 917 to 4348 and encodes 1143 amino acids.